Molecule: messenger RNA, 3132 nt
Organism: Cinara cedri
Lineage: Eukaryota; Metazoa; Arthropoda; Insecta; Hemiptera; Aphididae
Source: the annotation of a GenBank genome assembly
CAUUAGUUAUGUUUAGUUCAAAUAUUUAGUCAAUAACUCUAUCCAUAGUAUAUGAUUUAAACUUAAUAAUAAACCCAAUCGAUUACUUAUCGCCUUAUCGGUUUUAUCUGUAUGCAAUUAUACGCGCGAUAUUAAGAAUGGUGUGCAGCGAUAUCGUCUAAACUCCAGCAAAGAAUGCUGAUGUACAAGGGAACCUGUACUAUUAGGUUCCCCGGUAGUAAAUGGGUGGCGGCAAUGGUUAGUGGUUCUAGGGGGAACUCCCAUUCGCCUCUUGGCAACGACUCUAUUUAGAGGUGAAUCCGAUAAGUUAUAAUAGAUAAAUUAUAAUAAUAUGUUCCAAGUAUUAUUAUUUGUACAUUAACUAAACAAACUUUAGAGUACCAACCUGCCUACCUAUCGUUUCAAGGUUAUUUGAAAUGUCUACAUCUCGUUUUUUUCCACUUCAUAUAGGUAGGUACGUAUAAUCUAUAUCACCUAUUAUUUAACAAUAUUAUGCGGAUUGAAGUGAGAGUGCGUGGCAAUGUGCGAGGCAGAACAAAAAAGAUUAGAAUUUACUAAAAUUAAAAAAUUGAUUGUUAUUGGUUUAUUAACACUUGCUGUAGGUAUAAUAACCAUUUAUUAAUAAAUAAAAAGCAAUCAAGGAACUGUGUAUAAUAUUUUUAUUUUAUUCAAAGUUUGUGUAUAAUAAAAUAAACUAUGAAGUGCUAAGCUUAUUCUUUUCGCAUUUUUAUUGUUAUUAAGCGAUCAAGAAAAAAAAAACAACCGAUAAGCUGAAUACCUCGAUGCCUGGAUUAAGUGUUUAUAUACUUUUAUUUUUGUGUAUAUAGGUUUUGAUAAUUUAUAAAAUAAAAUUUAUAUUAAUAUUUAAAUAAUCAAUGAGAUUGCUAAUGGAAUACACCAUAAUUUACAUCAUUUGUAACAAUAGUCGAUAGUUUUAAAAUUUUUUGUGAAUAUUGACAUUAAACAUCGAAUAUAAUUUGUUUUUAAUACAAAAAAAGUAAUGUAUACAUCUUUAAUUUUAUUUACAGUAGUUUUCUUUAGUGUUUACCACACAGAACAAUCAAAUUUUUUAAGUAAAGAACGCAUACAUAAACUUAAUGAAAUUGCUACAUCGUGGAAGGUAAAAUUAUUAUAUUAUAUUCUAAAGUUUUUUCUUCGUGUGAAUUAAACUGAAUAAAAUGUCAUUGAAUAAUAUUUAUUUAUCUGUGUGUAUCUAUUUAUAUAAAUUCAUGAUAUUAAAAUAAAUUAUUUUUUUAUCGAUUUAUGUAGUGAAAAUAAAUUACUAAAAUUAUACAGAGUUAAAGGUACAACUGGUUAGAUUUGGUGUGCGUUUUAUAGGCAAAUUAAUUUCGAACCUUGUUGAGUUAGUUACAUAGUUAAUGUUUAAUUUAGUAUAAUAAUAAUAACUAAUAAUAAUUAGUUUAAUUUAGGCGAAACAAAAUUUUCAUCCAAAUACCCCCAGAGAACAUAUUGUAAAAUUAUUAGGAUCAAGGAAAUCCAAAAGUUUAAAUACAAUUUCAAAACGUCGAAUUAAGAAAACUGAUGCACUGUAUGUCAAAAAUAACGAAGUUCCAGAUACAUUUGACGCAAGAAAACGAUGGCCUUAUUGUAAAACGAUCGGGGAAAUUCGCAAUCAAGGAGACUGUGGUUCUUGUUGGGUAAAAUCAAAUGUAAAUUUAUUUAUCAUAACUUGCCGAUGUUAUUUGUAUUACAUUUUUAGGCGCACAGUACUACAGGAGCGUUUGCAGACCGAUUGUGUAUAAAGACGAAUGGUAAAUUUAAUAAGUCUAUUUCCGUUGAAGAGUUGACAUUUUGUUGUAGUCUCUGUGGAUAUGGGUGUGAUGGAGGUGACCCAUAUUCAGCCUGGGAAAAUUUCAUAGUUCACGGUGUAGUCACCGGGGGAAACUAUAACACAUCUGAUGUAAAUAAUAUAACGAAAUAAAUAUUUACGAUAAAAACAUUUUGAAAUCAUGUUCCUAUAUUAUAUUAUAAUAUUAGGGUUGUCAACCGUACAAAAUACCUCCUUGUUCUUUUAAAAACGAAAAUAAAAGCUCGUGCACACUUCAACGAGAAUACUAUCCCGAAUGUUCUAAAACCUGUUAUGGAGAUAAAACUAUUAAUUACAAAUAUGACCACCAUACAAGUAAAAUUUAUAAUAUAGAGUAUCUAUACUUUUUUUCUACGAUUGUACAAUGUAUAUUUGUAUUUAUCACGUAUAUAGGUAUAAGCGCAUAUGCUCUCUCCAAUGUAAGCAUGCAACAAGAUGUUAUGACAUAUGGACCUAUAGAAGUGACAUUUUCGGUUUAUGAUGACUUCGUUAAUUAUGAAUCUGGUAAAAUUGUAUGAUAAAUAUGAAUUUUUAUUUAGUACUUACCAUAAAUUUGAACUAAAUUAAAAAUUUAUUUUCUAACAGGUGUUUACUUUAAAACGGAAAAUGCGUCAUUUUUGGGACUACACUCUGUCAAAUUAAUUGGAUGGGGUAGAAAAUAUGGUAAACCCUAUUGGCUGGUGAUUAAUUCUUGGGGAUCAGAAUUCGGAGAUCAAGGAACGUUUAAAAUUCUCAGAGGCGUAAACGAGUGUGAUAUUGAAGAAGAGUCCACUGCCGGAAUUCCAUACUUUUAAAGUAUAAACAAUAAACAUACAAUUUUCAACAAUGUUUCUAUUAAUGACUAAAAUAAUAAAAUAUAAAUUUUAGAACCAUACAUUUUUUUAUAAGUAUUAAUUUAUGUACUAAUAUUGUACAUAUUUUCACAGCUCUCAAAUUUGGAAAAAUUUUUAACUAUGCGCAUAUCGAUUAUCAUGUUUAAUCUGGCUGCUCUGUAGUUAAUUGUUCCGUUUAUAGCCGAAAUACACACUUUUUUUUGUAUUCACUUUUCGAAUUUACAUGUGCUAAGCUAUUGAUGUGCUAAGGCUCAGAAAUACGCAUUUGGUAAUUUGAUAUGGAAUAUUUAUCAUACUUAGAAUCUAAUAAGGUACAUUAAAUGAUGUAUUUAUUCUGAAUAAAUUAGCUAAAAUUUAAAAACAGAUUUUUUAAAUUUAAAUUAUUUAAUGUAUAUUCAAAGAUUAAAUAGAAAAUACAAAAAAGGAUUCUACUGGAUAACAUUUACUUCGUUCUACAGUUUAAAAGACGAC